This is a messenger RNA of Brassica napus (rape), 3164 nucleotides long. RefSeq lists its product as uncharacterized. The record is from RefSeq and is a predicted model, not a curated record. Lineage: Eukaryota; Viridiplantae; Streptophyta; Magnoliopsida; Brassicales; Brassicaceae. Bases 651 to 2288 code for a protein of 545 amino acids. The transcript is spliced from 4 exons.
AAAAAAAAACACGAAAAAGGAAAGUCGUGCCUUGUGGAUUAUCUGCAACUUUAUCUUAAAAGGAGCCAGCGAGUGAUAACUGCCAACUGGUAAGUAACCAAAGAAAAUAAUAUAAGAACGACUUUCGUCUAUUAUUUCAAAUAUAUGAUACGUCGCAGUUCUAACCAAAAAUGCCCUCCUUCAUUUUUAGUACAAAGGGAUUAUUACUUUAGUUGACCAUUUGAGUAUUUCCAAUAUUGGCGUGGAUACUAAUUUAGGCCUUGAGUGAUAACUGUGGUCCCAUAAACAGAAAGGGACGGGAGAGAAAGUGACACCAUUCACUUUACUUUUCUUGUUUUGCGUUUUCUGAAAUUAAAAUAAUAAAAAAAUAAGAUAGCAUAGCAUGUGAUGUUGUCAGAUAUUAACCGCACCCUAUCCACUCAGUCCCGCACUUUGCGUACAAAAGGAGUGGUUUAUAUGUGGUUUGUGACAUUUUUUUUUUGAUUUUUAUUUUAAAUACAACAGGAAAUAAAAAAAAUCUAGUCUAUAAAUAGAAGAAGUAUGUUAUCAGGUUACACACACUUCACUUCAAUUAUCAUACUUCAUAUACAAUCGCAUUCUUUCCAUUUCUGGUCCAAAAACGUUUUUUUGUUUUCAAACAAGAACAAGAUAUGUCAGGAAGACGUCAUGGAAACACAAAUCCUGUGGGACAAAGAAAUUCAAAUGUUCAUAACGAAACUUCUUCACGAAACGCGUCGAGAUUUAAGUGGACCUAUGAACAAGAAAAAACAUUGAUUGAGUUGUAUGAUCAAGCAAUUUCUAUGAACGAUUAUACUCUUAAAGAUCCUACGGUUCUUGGUAGAGAGCACAUGGUCGACAAUUUCAACCGUGCAUUUAAUUUGAAUAUAAAUUAUGCAUUUUUCAAAAACAAACUUGAUGAUUUCAAAAAAGCAUAUAAGAAGUGGAAGUUUCUCAUGACUUCUACUGGAAUAACGGUUAAUCCGGAAACGUCGAUGAUUUAUGCAUCAGAUGAAUGGUGGGAGGCCCGUGAAUCGGCAUUUCGAAUCUGUCAGUUGCGUUCACAAAACAUCCAGACACUAUCUUACGAAGAGAGAAUUGAGUUGUGGAAUUUAGAAAAUGAGCAAUUUGAGGAGUUAAUAAUUCAACCAACUUUGAGUUAUUAUGAUCGAUAUUUUCAUAGAGCACCUGCCCGGACAGACGGAGGUUUAGGGUGGAGAAAUAUGUGGUCUCGACUUCAAGAAGAUGAUGCUGCUUGUCUUCAACUCCUACGAAUGUCGCUACCAUGUUUCCGAACACUAUGUAACAUGCUACAAACGAAUUAUGGUCUGAAACCAACUUCAAAUGUAAGCAUUGAAGAAAGUGUGGCUAUAUUUUUGCGUAUAUGCGGGCACAAUGAAGUUCAAAGAGAUGUUGGGUUGAGAUUUGGACGAAAUCAAGAGACUGUGAAAAGAAAAUUUAAAGAAGUUCUUAAAGCGACGGAAUUACUUGCAUGCGAUUAUAUCAGAACUCCAACAAGACAAGAACUAUACCGAAUUCCUGAAAGACUUCAAGUACAUCCAAAAUAUUAUCCAUUUUUUAGUGGAUUUGUUGGAGCUAUGGAUGGGACUCAUGUUUGCGUAAAAGUACCACCAGAAUUACAAGGAAUGUACUGGAAUCGACACGAUAAUGCAUCGUUGAAUAUUAUGGCAAUUUGUGAUCUGAAUAUGCUAUUCACAUAUAUAUGGAAUGGAGCACCGGGAUCUUGUCAUGAUACAGCCGUUCUCACAAUAGCACAAGAAAGCGAUCCUGAAUUUCCUUUGCCUCCAAUGGAAAAGUAUUAUGUCGUUGACUCGGGUUAUCCAAAUAGGCAAGGAUUUUUGGCUCCAUAUAAGUCAUCCCGAAACAACGUUGUCAGAUAUCAUAUGUCACAGUUCAACUAUGGUCCUGCUCCACGGAAUAAAGAAGAAUUAUUUAAUCGAUAUCAUGCGUCUCUACGUUCAGUUAUCGAGAGAACUUUUGGAGUUUGGAAGAAAAAAUGGAGGAUUCUUUGUGAUUUUCCAAGAUAUAGUAUCAACAUACAGCAGAGAGUGGUCAUGGCUACAAUGGGAUUGCAUAAUUUUAUAAAGAUUUCAAACUUUUCAGAUGCAGAUUUUGCUGAAGUUAUGGCAGAAACAGGAGGAUUCAAUACACAAGCAGAGACUGAUUUUCAUACCGAUUUAGAUGAUGUAGAAACAAUUGAAGUGACAGAUGGAGGACAUAUGACGCAAAUAAGAGAUAAUAUUGCAAAUAUGCUAUGGGAAAAUCAAUAAAAUAAACUUAUUUUUUUAUUGUAAUUUAUUUGUACUUUAUAAAAAAUGUAAAAUACUUUAUUGUCAAAUAGAAUUUUAUUUUAUAUAUUCAGUACUAUUUAGUUUAUAAACACCAUUCAAGCAUUUUGAUAUAAACUUUUACGCUUUCUAUUUUAAAUAAUAAAUUUAAUUAAUUUUAUUAAAUUUCUCUUAUACAAACCGCAGUUAAACACCAUUCAAACAUUUGUCCCGCACUUUUUAUUAUUUUGGUCACCAUUCACAUAUUUCUUAAACCGCUUCUAUUAGAUGAACCGCACUUGUCCCACAAUAUGCGUUUUUCUAACACAAACCGCUCUUAAACCGCACCGCACUAAUCAAUCCGCUUGUCCCGCACCGCCCAACCCGCUGUUACCAUUCGGAGCCUAUGAAGAGAAAUAUAUUACCAUCACCGAGAAACAAAAGUAAUUAAUUAAGUGGAUGUUGAUAUCUACUUUAUUAAAACAGAAGUACAAAAUAGAAAUACCCCUUAGUUUUACUAUUUAUUUACAUUAGAAUGCCAUUGAGGUAUUUAUUGAACCUAUAUUUAAGCAUGCUUGUCUUUUCCUAAUUUAAAUCAUAGAUUUAAGCAUUUAAUAUCUUUCCAAAAUUUAAAUAAUAGAUUUCUUUUAUCAAAUCAUAACCAAAAUAAAUUUCCUAAUAUAUUUCGUAUUAACAUACUCAAUAUUUUUAAUAUUUAUAAGUAAUAAAUAAUAAAAUAAAAAAUCACACAUCAUAAUCAAUUUAUAUAACAUAUAAAUAAAAUAUAAAAUAGUUUAUUCAUAUAUUAGUAUAAUGCUUUCAUAAUAUAAGUCCAAUUAGUUAUAAAUAUUGGAUUUGUUUAUAUGAUACAUUGUGAUA